Aspergillus fijiensis CBS 313.89 is the source of this 1290-nucleotide messenger RNA. Its product is annotated as RTA1 domain-containing protein. Lineage: Eukaryota; Fungi; Ascomycota; Eurotiomycetes; Eurotiales; Aspergillaceae. Gene Ontology annotation, cellular component: fungal-type vacuole; plasma membrane. The transcript is spliced from 3 exons. The coding region runs from base 210 to 1136 and encodes 308 amino acids. The record is from RefSeq and is a predicted model, not a curated record.
UUUUGAUUGGUCCAUACGUCAACUUUAUGCUGAUGCCUUCACCAUCAGUUAAGAGCUUAUGUUAUAGCCUCGCAGUGUAUCCAUGGUAUAUAAACUGUCGAGUUGUCGGAUCUCUGAACAAACAGGAAAUCUUACACUUUGAUUUCAUAGCCAAGGACCUGUUUCAUUAUUCUCUACCCCAACAACUCGCAUCGAAUUAGCACCUCACCAUGACAUCUACCGAUGAUAAUGGACUUUACGUAGGCUGCAAAGCCUACGUUGAGGGUGUCAGUACAUCAUACGGAUACAUCCCCUCCGAAGGCGCCGGAAUUGCGUUCUGUGUCCUCUUCGGCUUAUCCAUGAUCGUCCACAUUAUCCAAUUCUGCUGGAAGCGAACAUGGUGGUGCAGUCUGUUCAGCAUCGGAUGCAUAUUGGAAGUCCUCGGUUGGGCCGGGCGGACGUGGGCGUCCCAAUGUCCCUACAACUCCACCGCAUUCAUGCUCCAGAUCUCAACCCUGAUCAUCGCACCAACCUUCUUCACUGCCGCAAUAUACGUCCUGCUCGGUCGCCUCAUCCAACUCUUCGGUCGCGAAUCCUCAAUCCUGUCCCCGAAACUAUACCUCUGGAUCUUCUGCACCUGCGACGUCAUCUCCCUCGUGGUGCAAGCCGUAGGCGGCGCACUGGCCUCCACGGAAUCCAACGAGGUGAACGGCAACACCGCCCCGGGCACCAACACCAUGGUCGCCGGUAUCGUCUUCCAGCUAGUCUCCGUCACGGUCUUUGUCUUCUGUGCGGUGGACUUCUUCCGUCGCUCCCUGCGUCUCGGGUACUUGCAGGGUCUCCUCCACGGCCCGCUCGCCUACCUCGUUGGCGCCAUGGUGCUCUCCGUGGUCUGCAUUUACAUCCGGAGCAUUUACCGGACUAUCGAGCUGGCGCAAGGCUGGACCGGAUACUUGAUCACGCAUGAGUCUUACUUCGUAGGGCUGGACGGUGUGAUGAUGGUGAUUGCGGUCGCGGUUUUCAACGUGUUCCAUCCCGGGUGGUUGCUGCCGGCGGAUCAUGUGCUUGCCAAGAACCAGGCCUGUCUGGAGUCGGGGGAGGUUGAGACGCAUCAGUUGCAGUCGACGACGGAAUACACGGGGUAUGGGCAUCAGUGAGCGGAGGAAUGCCGGUUUUUAUUUGCAUUUUGUUUUUGUGUUGCGGUGGUAGCUGUAUUGUCGUAAUAUGAUGAGAAAGAGACUAGGGAAACAAGCCGUUUAUCGUCUUCGUCAAGGAUAGACCUUGUGUGAAUAUAACAGGAUUCCUUUGAGC